Molecule: messenger RNA, 1158 nt
Organism: Mesitornis unicolor (brown roatelo)
Lineage: Eukaryota; Metazoa; Chordata; Aves; Mesitornithiformes; Mesitornithidae
Gene: AKR1E2
Product: aldo-keto reductase family 1, member E2
Exons: 10
Coding region: 5-955 (316 amino acids)
Cellular component (GO): cytosol
Molecular function (GO): aldose reductase (NADPH) activity
Source: RefSeq, a predicted model, not a curated record
GGUCAUGGCGAGCUACGUGCAGCUGAACACCGGGGCCAAGAUGCCUAUCCUGGGGUUGGGCACAUGGAAGUCCCCGCCAGGGAAAGUAGCAGCUGCAGUGAUGGCUGCCAUCGAUGCUGGAUACCGUCACUUUGACUGUGCCUAUGUGUACCAAAAUGAAAAUGAAGUUGGGGAUGGGAUCCAGCAAAAAAUCAAGGAAGGCGUUGUGAAACGGGAGGACCUCUUUGUUGUCAGUAAGCUGUGGUGCACAUUUCAUGACAAGCCUCUGGUGAAGGGAGCCUGCCAGAAGACUCUUGCAGCCUUGAAACUGGAUUACCUGGAUCUCUACCUCAUCCACUGGCCUCUUGGUUUUAAGGCAGGAGAGGAGCUGUUUCCCACAGACGACAAAGGCAUGUCAAUACCCAGCAACACAGAUAUUCUGCAUACGUGGGAAGCCAUGGAGGAGCUGGUGGAUGCUGGUCUGGUAAAAGCCAUUGGUAUCUCCAACUUUAACCAUGAGCAGAUCGAAAGAAUCUUGAACAAGCCAGGACUGAAAUACAAGCCUGCCAAUAACCAGGUGGAAUGUCACCCAUACCUUACCCAGGAGAAGCUGAUCAAGUACUGUCAAUCCAAAGGGAUUUCUGUGACUGCAUACAGUCCUCUCGGCUCUCCUGACAGACCAUGGGCUAAGCCAGAGGAUCCUUCCCUUCUGGAUGACCCCAAGAUCAAACAGAUUGCAGCCAAGCACAACAAAACCCCAGCACAGGUUCUCAUUCGGUUCCACAUCCAGAGAAAUGUGAUUGUGAUUCCCAAGUCUGUCACCCCACAGCGCAUUGUGGAGAACUUCAAGGUGUUUGACUUUGAAUUGACGAAAGAGGAGAUGGCAACCAUUCUCAGCUUUAAUAGGAACUGGAGAGCCUGUGAAAUGACCACGUGCAAAACUCACAAGGAUUACCCUUUCCAUGCAGAAUACUGAAGAUGGUUUCCUGCCUCUCUCCAGACUUCCCAGAUAAGCUUCUGCUGUUGCCUAUGAGUUGUCCACGUAACUUUCUCACUGCAUCAGACACCCUUUUUUUCUCCUUUUUUUUUUCCCCCACAAAGAUGCAGUAUAUGUAUUCAGUGACUUUGUGUUGUUUUCUUUUUUGGGAGAAGGAAAAGCUAAAAUGGUUCUGAAGAGCA